Mytilus californianus (California mussel) is the source of this 1341-nucleotide messenger RNA. RefSeq lists its product as uncharacterized. The record is from RefSeq and is a predicted model, not a curated record. The transcript has 4 exons. NCBI's taxonomy places the organism in Eukaryota, Metazoa, Mollusca, Bivalvia, Mytilida, Mytilidae. The coding region runs from base 104 to 505 and encodes 133 amino acids. Gene Ontology annotation, biological process: negative regulation of apoptotic process.
AGAACUAGAGAAACUUAAGUCUGUUGUGUCUGUCGAUAUCUUACUCCUACUGAUAGCGUUAGAAAUACAAGUUUUUGACCAUAUUGUCAGUGUCGGUGUGACAAUGUCCGUGAUUCUGAUGGCCGGCCGUAAGAGGUUAGAUAUAAGUAAGCGUGACAUGUCCAAAAAGAGGAAAGUUAUCAGGAAAGCUGGAUAUAUAGGAUCAGACGGCGUUGCCAAAAUUACGACAGGAUGGGAACUUACAGUCGAUGGAACAAAUGUCAAAAUAUCGUUUUCUCGUGACAACUUUCAUGUAUGGGUGAACAGCGAACCAGUAGAAACAACAGCCUACAUUUCAGACGAGGGGUAUGAUGUUGACCUGUUUUUCAGUUUCGAAUCUCAUAAAGGCCAUAUCUUCAGUGAUGUUGACAACGAUCGUGACGAAAUGAUAAAUUAUAUACUUAUUGAUGACGUGUGCAUGGGAGAUAGUUAUCAAACUGUUCACCAUCAGGCAAAAACUUCUUGAGGGUCACGUGAUAACAGUUUUUGUAGAGAGUAGUGUAACAAACUGUUUUGGUAGUUUUUGUUUUAUUGAGAAACUAAACAUUGUCAAAAGAAUUAUUAUUUGAAAUAGCAUUGAGAUUUAUUUUAGAAAGGUGAAUGCUAAUGGCCAAUUUGUGAAUCAGCGUAAAGAAUAAAAAAGAAAUAACAAAUUCUGCCAGAAAACAUCCGUGAACACUUGACUAGUGCCACUGUAGUUUUAUGAUCAGUUGCCUAGUGCAUAUAGAAGAGCGGAGUUGAAGUUUCUUCUGUCGACAGCUUUGCAAAUUUCAUAUCAAAGAUGUAUAUAAAUGUUAAUGUUAAUUACUUUCUUUAAGUUUCGUUUGCCAUUUUAGUUUUUUUUACUUUAUUUUUCAUGCAACCGAAUCUUCGACGCAGAUUAUUUUCGAUCGUUGAACUAUGGUUUGAUAAUUUUACUGCUAAUUUGCAUCAAAUUUUCGUAUGAUUUUGUGAUAAAACAAUUGGAAUUUCUUUCAAGCAAGUGACAAGAUAUUUACAAGAAAACUUUAAGUUGUCGUUUGAUAUGAUUUCAGAAACCUUAUUUUUUAUUUAAUUUUGUGUGUUUCAAUUGUAAUAAUGGUACUUGAUAGUUAAAUAAGUUGAACAUCUAGACUUCAUUUAUCGAGCGUAAAAUAGUCACUUAAAGCAGGAACAUAUAUAUUGUUAGAUAUACUGAUCCCAGCUUAAAGCUAUGAAUUUAUAUAGUAUUUGACCAGUUUAUUGUACUUUAAGAUUUAGACAAAAUAAAAUGUUAUCCUCUAAACGAAUACAUGACAAUAAAAUCUUACUGCAAAUAUAGAA